Exserohilum turcica Et28A is the source of this 1800-nucleotide messenger RNA. RefSeq lists its product as uncharacterized. Gene Ontology annotation, cellular component: nucleus. Gene Ontology annotation, molecular function: 3'-tyrosyl-DNA phosphodiesterase activity; single-stranded DNA binding; double-stranded DNA binding. Bases 1 to 1800 code for a protein of 599 amino acids. The record is from RefSeq and is a predicted model, not a curated record. NCBI's taxonomy places the organism in Eukaryota, Fungi, Ascomycota, Dothideomycetes, Pleosporales, Pleosporaceae. The transcript has 3 exons. Gene Ontology annotation, biological process: double-strand break repair; single strand break repair.
AUGCACCAAGAACCCGGAUACGGUCCGCCGACUAAGCGCCGCAAACUUAGUGUCGGUCUACCCAAAGAGGAAGCGUUGCAGACGCAGCAUCAGACAAGUCCAUGCAAAGGUCUUGCCAGGCCCAUUAGCCCACCGUCGUUGCGCCGCAAAAGCCCUGAUACAGCUCUGUCGUUUAUGCCAACCUGGGACUUUGAUGGUGUGCCAGAACAGCCUUCUGUGUCGCAAGAAGGAGCGUCUUCUACUGUGGCAAGCGCCAAGGCAGUCAAAGAGAAGAACCAUGUGGCAGAGCCGCGACUUGUAUCGUCGCCAGUUCACCUUACGCGGAUCGCAGGAUUACCCCAAGAGCAGAAUGUUGAUGCUAUCAGUCUGGGCGAUUUACUGCGCGAUCCUCUCAUCAGGGAGUGCUGGAAUUUCAAUUACCUGUUCGACCUCGACUUUGUCAUGCAGCAUUUCGAUGAGGACGUGAAGGAUUUGGUUAGAGUCAAGAUUGUGCAUGGCUUUUGGAAGAGGGAGGAUGAGAAUCGGAUAGCGUUGCUGGAAGCAGCAGAGCGGUACCCCAACAUUGAGCUCUUGAGUGCAUACAUCCCCGAUCCGUUCGGCACUCAUCACUCCAAGAUGCUUAUUCUCUUUCGUCACGACGACACUGCCCAGGUCAUUAUCCACACGGCAAACAUGAUUCCUCGCGAUUGGACCAACAUGACACAAGCAGUCUGGGUGUCACCGCUGCUUCCACUGUUGCCUCAAACAUCAAGUCAGUCAGAUUCUACUACAGUACAUCCAAUCGGAAGUGGUGAGCGGUUCAAAGUCGAUCUUCAGCGGUACCUACGGGCCUACGGAAAGCGACUGGAGAGUUUGACUACACAGCUCAAGGACUACGACUUUUCAAGCAUUAGGGCAGCAUUCAUUGGAAGCACACCGUCAAGACAGAAGCCCACGGCCGUCGACUCUUCAUCUACUGCAUUCGGCUGGCUAGGCCUAGGCCAGAUCCUAUCCAGCAUCCCAGUCUCGAAACCAGACGUCGACUCUUGUCCUCACAUUGUCACGCAAGUCUCAUCUGUAGCAACCUUGGGCGCAGCACCAACAUGGCUUUCUCACUUUCAAUCCAUUCUCUCCCGCUGCUCAUCCACCAACGCACCACCAGAAGCACCGCCAGCACCACCAAAAUUCAGCCUAGUAUUUCCCACCCCAGCCGAAAUCCGCACGUCUCUCGACGGCUACGCCGCAGGCGCCUCAAUCCACUGGAAAUGGCAAUCGGCACAGCAGCAGAAACAGCUCGAAUACAUGCAUCCCCUGCUGUGCCACUGGAAUCAUGCAUCUACCCACCAGCAUCACCACAAAUCUCAACAAGACGCACACCGCGCCACAGCCGCACCCCACAUAAAAACAUACAUUCGCUUCCGCAACAAAAAUGACUACACAGCCAUCGACUGGGCCCUGCUCACGAGCGCAAACCUCAGCAAGCAGGCAUGGGGCGACGUGGUAAAUAAGAAGCAGGAAAUCUGGAUCCAGUCGUGGGAAACAGGUGUAGUCAUAUGGCCCGCUUUGUUUGCAGAGCCAGGACAAGCGCUGCAGCGCCUUGUCAUGGUUCCCGCGUUUGGUUCGGAUACUCCGGAUGUGUCUCGUCUGAGCGAGGGGGUGGUAGGGCAGGACAAUGGGCAGCAGGCUACGCUUGUUGGGUUCCGCAUGCCGUAUAAUGUUCCGCUUGUGCCCUAUGCAGAGGGUGAGAAGCCCUGGUGUGCAGCGCUUGCUCAUGACGAGCCGGAUCGCCAUGGACGUGUCUGGGCUGGUUAUGGGCGUUGA